UUGGAGUUACGCACAAAGCUACAGCAUUAUUCAGCAUGCGCUCUUUCAGGUGUAGGAACAGAUGAACACGCCUACCUGCGGCUCAGGUGGGACUCAGGGGGCGUGGCUUCAGACUAGACUCCAAACCAAACCUGACCUGUUUUCAGAAGACUCUCUGCAUCCCGUCAUCUCAACGCUACCCAAACUCAGCCUUCAGAGGAUUCUUCUCUCCAGCAGCUGUCAGCAUGCCUGAGACCGCAGAGUCCCACUCGGCCAGCCUCACCACCAACAGGAACUGCACCAUGGAGAUCACCAACGUCAGCGCCGUCUACUGCCUCGUCAACCCCAAGAUCUACAUGGAGAGCGGCUUCCCCUACAGCCCCCCGCAGCCCACCAUUCGCACCACCAAGACGGAGCUCUGCUCCUUCACCAAGGACGACAACACGGCCACGGGGGCCGUGGGGGUCCUGACCUACGACCUGUUCAACAUGCAGAGCCGGCAGUGCACCGAGCUGAUGGCCGUCAUGUUCUCGGUGCCGUUCGACCACAACUUCUACAAGAACUGUCUGGGCGUGGGGAUCUUUGAGCACGCGCGCGCCUGCGACAAGAAGCUCUUCAACCUCAUGUACGGCGACAAGGACUUCACCAGCUUCGUGCGUCACGAGGCCAACGGCUCCGGGGUGAUCUUCAAGGGCCGGUACCUGGACGUGAGGGCCACCAUGUCCGACGAGGGCAAGGCCAUCGUUAAACUGGAGCUGUACGACAAACUGGGCAGAUGAACUGUUCGUAACAACAGCUUUCAUCAUCGCAGGUUUGAAUCAAUAAAAAAACUAUUAAAACCA
This is a messenger RNA of Austrofundulus limnaeus, 821 nucleotides long. Its product is annotated as equinatoxin-4. NCBI's taxonomy places the organism in Eukaryota, Metazoa, Chordata, Actinopteri, Cyprinodontiformes, Rivulidae. The transcript has 4 exons. Gene Ontology annotation, molecular function: channel activity. Gene Ontology annotation, biological process: cytolysis in another organism; monoatomic cation transport; pore complex assembly. The record is from RefSeq and is a predicted model, not a curated record. Gene Ontology annotation, cellular component: pore complex. The coding region runs from base 225 to 758 and encodes 177 amino acids.